AUGUCGGCGGCGGCCGCCGCGGCAGCGGGCCAUCCCCUCGCCCUCCUCGGCCUGGACGAGGGAGAUUUCAUCUUGAUCAGAUACCAGGUCGGGGGGGCGAGGAUCUGGCAUGAGCGCCUCAUCCUGGCCUUCCAGCCCGUCGCGCCGUUCGGAUGCGGGAUCCUGACCCCGGACGGCCACGGCUACGUCGAGGUCAUCGCGAAUGGAGGCGCGGACGUGGCAGAGUUCUGCAUCCCGGCUGGAGGCGCCGCUGGAGGCAACUCGGCGGCGACGGGCGGGGAUCAGGUCUACCGGUUCCGCGCUCUGCCUCUGCCGGCGGCCGUCGCGGCCGCGGCCACCGCCACCCGGGGCACUCUCGGGCUCGCUCCGGGUCCGGCCGUGGCCCUGAACACCGUGGGCCGGGUCAUCGCGCCGCCGGCCCCCGCGCCUGCUGCCGCUGGCGCCCCUGCCGCCGCGGGCGGCCCUGCCGCUGGCGGCGUGGCGGGCCUCGCGGCGGCCCUUGGUGCGCCCGCUGCGGUCGGAGCCCCGGUCCCUGGGGCAGCGGCGGGCGCGCUCGUGCCGGCCGCAGCGCCCGCUGGGCCCGCGCUGGGAGGCGGCUUUGUGGCCGCAGCUCCCGCGGCUGGCGCUCCGUUGGCCGCUGGGCUCGUGGGCGUCCCCGCACCCGCGGCCGCCGCGCCCGCUGCCGCGGCCGUUGCGCCCGGAUUGCCUGACUUAGGGGCAGGCGCCCUGGCGAAUGCUUUCGCCGCGGUGGCGGCUGCCCCUGGCGGCGACGCGCGGAUGCAGGCCAUCGUCUUGGACUCCCAAGGGGUCCGCUACGUCGACUUCAGGUCGGCCGUAACGAGGAUGCACGAGUUACCUUGGCAUGACUGGCCGCUCAAGGGCCCCAGAACGCUGUUGUGGGUGCUGAACUACAUAUGCCGGAACGGUGGCACACCCCUCGGUCGCCACACCAAGUGGAAGGCCGAGGCCUACCUGGACGACGAGGACCCGGGGGUGGACGUGCACCUGCUGUGCUGCAGGCUGUUGGAGUUCGGAGUCGUGUAUGAUCAGACUCAUGCGACCAAUCUAGCUUCUAUGGAACUGGUCGGCCGCACGCUGCAGACCCAGGAGGAGCUGUACCGCGACAGGUUCGCACCCACGUCCGAGCACGGGAACGACGCUGCGCUGCUGUCCGGCGUCCAGGACGCAGGCAGCGGCAUCUGCAUGGCCCCGGCGCUGCGCGACUGGCUGGCCGCCGAGAAGUCGCGCGAGGCGGCGAUUGCCAAGGAGCGGCGCAAGGCUCGCGAGGAGCGUGCCUUGGCCGCCGGGACCGGCGCGGCCGUGGCCGCGGCGGCCGAGGCCGUGGGCGACGGGGCCGUGGGGGCGGCAAUACCCCAGGCCCCCGGCCGCCGGGGACACGCCGCCAGCGCGACGUCUUCCCGCUGCCGGUCGUGCCGGCCGCUGCUCCGCGCGGGGUGGAGCCUGGCGGUCGUCGCGCUGCUCGUCGGCGCGGGGCAGCGCCAGGCCAUCAUGCAUAUCGACAGUUGCGUCAAGGAGCUGGGCGCGCCGCCGUCCGAGUUCAGUGACACGCGUGCUGGUCAAGACGGGGCCCUUCGGGAGCUCCUCUCCUGCGCCAACCUGUACGGUUCGGGCGCCGCCUCGUCGUCCCCCUACGUCCGCGACCGAGUCGCAUGGCCCGCUGAAGGUGCUGCGCCCGUCGAUCUCGUCGGGCUUGUGCAGCCCCAUGACAAGGCCUGGCUGGAGGGAUGGCAGAGCCAUAUGCUUCGAGAUCGGCAGUCCGCCGAGGCCUUGGCACGUUCGGCCUGCCCACGCGGGCCGUACUGCGACCCGAACCUGUUCCGGGACGCGACUGCCUACGGCCAGUUUUUGAUGGAGAUGCACCGGAGGCAGAUGGUCACCUUCGCGGCCGACAGCGGUCAGCCGCACACCGUCGGCCUCUUCUUUGUGCCCAAGAAGUCGGGGGCCCUCCGGAUAAUUUUCGACACGAGGGCCGCCAACUGCAAGUUUUUGGAUCCGCCGGCCACGAGGCUUCCUUCUGCAGCGUCCUUCGGCGCUAUCGAAGCCCCGGCGGACGGCAUGUACCUCUCCACGUGCGACCUGGAGUGCGCCUUCUACCACAUGCGGCUGCCGUGCGGGAUGGAGACGCUGUUCACCUUGCCGUCGAUCUCGGUCGCCGUGUUGCAAGAGCUCGGCCUGAUCGACCUUGACUUCGAUCCUCUCUCGCGCGUGACGCCCAUGGUGACCGUCCUCCCGAUGGGCUUCUCGUGGGCGUUGCACUUCUGCCAGUCGGCUGCGCGCUCAGUCCUUGCUGAUGAGGGCCAUGAGAGGGCCAUGACAGCCAUGGACGGUCAAGCUGGUGUUGUAGUCACCGACCCGGUCUCCGUCGGCGUCGGGGCUUACGUCGACAACAUCCUGGCGUUCGGUGCUGAGAAGGGCGCGGUCGACCAGGCUAUGACACGGCUGGUGGCCGCUUUCCGCGCCCGAGGGCUUCCUGUCCAUGAGAUCGAGCCCGCCGCAAAGGACCUGGACUUCUUGGGCCUCAGCUUGAAGCACGGGAGGUACCUCCGGAUCAAGCCGCGGAACAUCUGGCGGCUGCACUCGGCAAUCACUGGGCUUCUGAGGCGUGGCUGGUGCAGCGGCCACAUGAUGCGAGCAGUUCUGGGCCAUGUGACAUGGUCGUCCAUGAUUCGCCGAGAGGUCCUCACGGUGCUCCAUAGCGUCUACGGCUUCGUGGCGGCGUACGGCGAGAGGCAGGGCAGGAUCUGGGCGUCGGCGGCGAAGGAGUUAACCAUCAUCCGUGACCUCCUGCCCGUCUUGUCCGGCGACCUCGCGUCCGCGUGGCACCCCACGUUGACGGCUAGCGACGCAUCGCCCUUCGGACUUGGGGUGAUGCGGAGACGCGCGCCUCGCGCCGUCUGCGCCGCCGUCGGCCGUUGCUCGGAGAAGUGGCGAUUCAAGGUCGAGGGCGGGCACCAGGGGGACCCCUACGAGGAGCUCAUGGGCCAGUACGGGGACCCCUACAAGGAGCACGUGGGCCUGCACGAGGACCCCUUCAUCUCCAAGGGCCAGCACGGGGACCCCCACGUGGAGUUCAUGGUAGACAACAGCCUCACGCGUGCUGAUGCCUCUUACGUCGUGGGCGACUCUUGGGACAUGGAGGAGGUUCCUGGGCACCUUACCCGCAUGGAUGCCUGGAAGUCAGUCUCGGCGCAGUCGGUCUCCACGGGGGCCAACAUAUUGUACCUGGAGGGGGAGGCUCUGGUCACGUCCUAUCGGCAUCUCCUCCGAGGACCCGCCUUGGUCGUCGCGGCGCUCUGCCUUCUGUUCGGGCUCCUGGCGCGCGAGGCGCAGGCCAUGCCGAGGCAGAGGGCCCCUACGCCUUCAGCCCGGACUCGCCGGCGCGCCCAGCUGGCGGCGGAGGCGGCGCGCGGGCGGCCGCUGGUGGGCGCCCUGACGCUCUUGGAGCAGCUGGCCGUGAGGCCGAACACGGAGACCCUGUACCGCAAGCUCCUGCAGACGUUCAUCACGUACUGCUACGACCACCGCCGGGACUGGAGCAACCUGCGCGAGCUGGACCGCCUGCUCGCCGAGUACUUCACCUCUCGUUACAUCUCGGGGGCGGCGGCGAGCGUCGGAUCACAGACGGUGGCGGCGCUGGCGCACUUCACGCCGGGGCUCCCCAGGCGGGUGGGUUCGCUCUUGCCCCGCGCCUCACGCGCGAUGCAGGCGUGGCGGAGGCGGGCCCCGACCCUCACGCGGUUGCCCAUCCCGAGGGCGGUCAUGUUCGCGCUGGCGGGCGUCCUGAUCGCCUGGCAGCAGGCGCCCAUGGCGGCGUGGCUGGCGAUUGCGUUCUCGGCAUACCUCAGGCCUGCCGAGGCUCAGCGGCUGACCACGGACAGCAUUGUGGAGCCCUCGGCGUCAGCGGGGCCAGCUUACCAGUUCUGGGGCCUGCUCCUCCACCCCGCAGACCGCGGGCAGGCGGGCAAGACGGGUGCCUUCGACGAGUCGAUCCUCUUCGACCUCGACCUGUACUUGGUGCCGGUGCUCAUGGCGCUCCGCUGUCGGGGGGGCCCGGGCACGCCGCUGUGGAGCUUCUCCCUCGGGGACCUGAACAGGAUGUUCAUGCUGGCGGCGGCGGCGCUGGGGCUCUCCCAUCUGCGUCCCCACCUGUACGGGAUGAGGCACGGAGGAGUGAGCGACGACCUCCUGUCCCAGCGGAGGUCGCAAGAGCAGGUCUACCGGCGAGGCCGCUGGGCUGUGCCAUCCUCGAUGCGGAGGUACGCGAAGGAGACGGCCCUCUUGCGCGAGCUGCAGGGCGUGCAUCCGGACGUGUACGCAUUCGGCGACCUGGUCGCGCAGAGCUUCGCGCUGCUGAUCGAGAAGGGCUUCGCAGGCGCGGGGCUGCAGCGGCUCAUUCCGGCCAGCCUGCUGGAGCUGAGCGCGGCCAGCCCUGCCGGCGCCAGCGCUGCCGCCGGCUCGGGGCGUCUUCGGCCGCGGCCGGGCGGCUCCGAAUGCGCCGACCACCUGCGGCGCCGCUUCAAGGCUGCGGUCAGCCGCGGCUCGCUGUGCCGGCGUCGGGUGGUGCUGGAGCUGUUCUGCGGCAGUGGCCACUUCUCAGCCGCCGCCCGCCGCCUGGGCCUGUCGGCGCUCGGCCUGGACUUUCGGCUGUCGCCGCUGGAGGACCACUGCCGCCGCGACUUCGAGCGGGUGGUGACCGGCUGGCUCCGCAGCCGCGCCGUGGCAGCCGUCUUCCUCGGUACGCCCUGCACGACGUGGUCUCGUGCGCUCCGGAAGGCUCUGAGGUCGCGCGCCCAUCCGAUGGGCAUCAGCGGCCUUUCGACAUCUGAGAUCGCCCGCCUGACUACAGGCAACGCCUCGUUUUACUUCACAUGCCGCAUCAUAC
This is a messenger RNA of Prorocentrum cordatum, 4903 nucleotides long. NCBI's taxonomy places the organism in Eukaryota, Dinophyceae, Prorocentrales, Prorocentraceae. The record is from the annotation of a GenBank genome assembly.